UAUAAAUAUGUGCUCAUGUGUACCAUCUUCUUACACAUUCAAAGUGUUUUAAGAGAGAAAGAACUAAUGGAAAACGUAGUGACGAAACAGAGUAUCCCUCUCCUCGCGCCCUACAAGAUGGGUAGAUUCAAUCUUUCCCACAGGAUUGUUCUUGCACCACUGACGAGACAAAGAUCAUACGGAAACGUUCCUCAACCUCAUGCUGUGCUAUACUACGCUCAGAGAACCACCCCAGGAGGUCUUCUCAUCACUGAAGCCACUGGAGUUUCAGAUACAGCUCAAGGGUAUCAAGAUACACCUGGAAUAUGGACUAAAGAGCAUGUGGAGGCAUGGAAGCCAAUCGUGGACGCUGUUCAUGCCAAAGGUGGCAUCAUCUUCUGUCAGAUUUGGCAUGUUGGCAGAGUUUCUAAUAAAGGUUUUCAGCCAAAUGGGCAAGCUCCCAUCUCUUGUACGGACAAGCCAUUGAUGCCUCAGAUCCGCUCUAACGGCAUCGAUGAAGCCAUGUUUACCCCUCCAAGACGCCUAAGUACUGAAGAGAUCCCCACCAUUGUCAGCCAUUUCAGGCUUGCAGCAAGAAACGCUAUGGAAGCUGGCUUCGACGGAGUAGAGAUACAUGGAGCUAAUGGCUAUCUCAUCGACCAGUUCAUGAAAGACACGGUGAACAAUAGAACUGACGAAUACGGUGGAUCAUUACAAAACCGCUGCAAAUUCGCUCUAGACAUAGUCGAAGCAGUGGCCAACGAGAUCGGGCCUGAUCGCGUUGGAAUCAGGCUCUCUCCCUUCGCAGACUACAUGGAAUCAGGAGACACAAACCCACAAGCAUUAGCGGUUCACAUGGCGGAGUCUCUGAACAAAUACGGAAUCUUAUACUGUCACGUGAUCGAAGCGAGGAUGAAAACAAUGGGUGAAGUAACAGAGUGUCCUCACACUUUAACGCCGAUGAGAAAAGCCUUCUCGGGGACGUUUAUUGCUGCUGGAGGUUUUAAGAGGGAAGACGGGAACGAGGCGGUUGAUAAGGGAAGGACUGAUCUGGUGGCUUAUGGUCGGUGGUUUCUGGCGAACCCCGAUCUGCCAAAGAGGUUUGAAGUUGAUGCGGCGUUGAAUAAGUAUGAUAGAUCAACGUUUUAUGCUUCUGACCCUGUCGUGGGCUACACUGACUACCCGUUUCUUGAUUCAACAGCUAGUUAAUACAUGUCGUUAUGUGUUUUUGUUUUUUCAUGUAAUAAGACGACAUUGUCGGUCAAACUGCAACCACGUAUUCUAUAUACACUACUUUCAUAUUGUCAUAUCGAGUCCAUGAUUAUACGAUAUUAGCAAAUAAUGCCUUAACAAUUAUAGUUUGUGAACAUAUAUCCCAUUUUACAGCCACUGCUUGAUUCAUGUUUUCCUCGAGUUCGACUACAAGUCUACAAAUUUCAUAGAAUUGGUGAAAACAUGCAACAUCCCAACCACUCCCACAGUUGAGACUCUUACAUGUGCUCACUCAGUUAAUAAACUUUACUUUGAUAAAUAGUGUUUUGAUUGAUUUGUUGAAGGUUCGAAAUAUCUAUUUACUAAUUUAGCAGUCACCACAUGAUUUUUCUUUAUAUUUUAGUUUUACGGUAUCCCAAAACAUUUUUUUUAUAGAUCUUCAAAUAAAUCUUUUUGGAUAUAUAAACGGAAAAUAAAUACAUUUUGAUGACAAAUAAUAAAAUCAGUUAUUUUAAAUCUUUUAACAUACACGACCGUAUAUCAAUGUUACAAAACCAAAAUAGAAACAACUAACCAGUUGAAUUAAGAUUGGUUUUGUUCUCUGGAUUAACUCUGCUUGGCACGGUUAGAGAUUGAAUCUGUCCGGUUAAACCGGUCCACGUUUCAUUUAAAUUUUAAACGGGAAGGGAGGGUGGGGUCAACUACGACAGCUCAGGAUUCUUCCCUCCACCGCCAUAACCACGCGGACCACAUGAAAUAAAUAAUUUAUGCAAUUUAAAAAAAAAAUAAAAAAUAAUAAAUUUGGGAAAACGUAUAACCUAACUCUUGCCAAUCAUCGUCAUCUUUGUUCCCCUAUUGCUGGAGAGAUUAGAUUCGAGAAAAGAAGAGGAGGAUGAGUUUCCAAGAUCUCGAAGCUGGCUUUCGAUUCCAAACGCCGAAUCGUGGGAGGCAGCAGAAACCUCUGUCUCGUGGGGAUCCGUCUCAGGAGGUAGCCGCCGGGAUCUUCAGGAUAAGCACGGCCGUCAAUUCCUUCUUCCGACUCGUUAAUUCGAUCGGAACGCCAAAGGAUACUCUUGAAUUGCGAGAGAAGCUG
Messenger RNA from Brassica napus (rape), 2284 nucleotides. RefSeq names its product 12-oxophytodienoate reductase 1. Lineage: Eukaryota; Viridiplantae; Streptophyta; Magnoliopsida; Brassicales; Brassicaceae. The record is from RefSeq and is a predicted model, not a curated record. The transcript has 4 exons. Bases 16 to 1188 code for a protein of 390 amino acids. Gene Ontology annotation, molecular function: FMN binding; oxidoreductase activity.